Morone saxatilis (striped sea-bass) is the source of this 6591-nucleotide messenger RNA. Its product is annotated as CCR4-NOT transcription complex subunit 6. Bases 144 to 1823 code for a protein of 559 amino acids. The transcript is spliced from 12 exons. Gene Ontology annotation, biological process: nuclear-transcribed mRNA poly(A) tail shortening. Gene Ontology annotation, molecular function: poly(A)-specific ribonuclease activity; protein binding. The record is from RefSeq and is a predicted model, not a curated record. Lineage: Eukaryota; Metazoa; Chordata; Actinopteri; Moronidae. Gene Ontology annotation, cellular component: CCR4-NOT complex; cytoplasm; nucleus.
CAGCGCCGUUAUCGGCAGAGAGGAAAAAAAAAUCCUUACAGUCGCCAUGAUACAGCAGCGGAAACGGGCGAGAAGUAGCUAGAAAACAAAAGAGAACACGCAGUCGUCCUCGCGAUUUGGUAUGCUCUUGCAGUGUUAUAGGAAUGCCCAAGGAAAAAUAUGACCCGCCGGAUCCCAGGCGGAUGUACACAAUUAUGUCGACCGAGGAAGCAGCAAACGGGAAGAAGUCAUACUGGGCAGAGCUGGAAAUCAGUGGCCGAGUAAGGAGUCUCAGCACGGCCCUAUGGUCUCUCACCCACCUCACUGCCCUGCACCUCAGUGACAACUCAUUGUCACGCAUCCCGCCAGACAUUGCCAAACUACACAACCUGGUGUACCUGGAUCUCUCAUCCAAUAAGAUCAGGAGCCUGCCGGCAGAGCUCGGUAACAUGGUGUCUCUCAGGGAACUGCUUUUAAAUAACAACCAGUUGCGGAUUCUGCCAUUUGAAUUGGGGAAACUGUUUCAGUUACAAACACUGGGGUUGAAAGGAAACCCACUUGCACAAGAAAUUAUGAGCCUCUACCAGGAACCUGAUGGCACGCGGAGACUGCUCAACUACUUGUUAGACAAUCUGGCAGGGGCUAUCAAGCGCAUACCAACAGAGCAGCCUCCAGCUCGGUCAUGGAUCUCACUCCAGGAACCAGACCGAACACGGGCCUCAGCACUGUUCUCUGUGAUGUGCUACAAUGUGCUGUGUGAUAAGUAUGCCACACGACAGCUAUAUGGCUACUGCCCCUCUUGGGCUCUAAACUGGGAGUACAGGAAGAAAUCCAUCAUUCAGGAGAUCCUGGGCUGCAAUGCAGACAUCAUCAGUUUGCAGGAAGUUGAGACGGAGCAGUACUACAAUUUCUUCUUGCCUGAGCUGAAGGAGCAGGGAUACGACGGGUUCUUCAGUCCAAAGUCACGAGCCAGGACUAUGUCUGAGUCGGACCGUAAACACGUGGACGGUUGUGCAAUUUUCUACAAGACGGAAAAGUUCAGCGCAGUGCAGAAGCACACAGUGGAGUUCAACCAGCUGGCCAUGGCUAACUCCGAGGGCUCAGAGGCUAUGCUGAACAGGGUGAUGACCAAGGAUAACAUCGGAGUAGCUGUACUGCUCGAGGUCCGCAAAGAGAUGAUGGAGGUCUCCUCUGGAAAGUCACUCCAUGGCAUGGAGAAGCAGCUGCUCCUGGUAGCCAACGCCCACAUGCACUGGGACCCAGAAUACUCUGACGUCAAAUUGGUCCAGACCAUGAUGUUCCUGUCGGAGGUGAAGAACAUAGUGGACAAGGCCACGCGCAGCCUCAAGUUGUCCUCCGUCUCUGGUGAGACCAAUGCCAUUCCACUGGUGCUGUGUGCUGACCUCAACUCCUUGCCUGACUCUGGCGUCGUGGAGUACCUUAGUUCUGGUGGAGUAGACUGCACCCACAAGGACUUCAAGGAGCUUCGUUACAGCGACAGUCUGACCAAAUUCAACUGCAAUGGCAAGAACAGCACGUCCAACGGCAGGAUCACCCACGGCUUCAAGCUGAAGAGCGCCUACGAGAACGGCCUGAUGCCUUACACCAACUACACCUUCGACUUUAAGGGUGUCAUCGACUAUAUUUUCUAUUCCAAGCCUCACCUGAACGUGCUGGGUAUCUUGGGCCCCCUGGACCCCCACUGGCUCGUAGAGAACAAUGUCAGCGGCUGCCCACAUCCCCACAUCCCCUCCGACCACUUCUCCCUCUUCGCCCAGCUGGAGCUGCUCCUGCCCAACCUGCCCCCCCAGGUCAAUGGGCUCCAUCUGCCUGCACGCAGGUAGUGAGUCCCUGCCACACCACCAGGGGGAGCUGCAACCACAGCCUCUCCCUUUCCAACCCUCCUCCCUCCCACUACCAGCUCUUCCCUCCACUACAACGGAGGAGGAAGACAAAAAACACAACCUGUAAAAUAUUCGUACAGUGAGGUCUGGCCGACAGGGAUUUCGUAUAAUGUUAUAGAUAUUCUAUAUUUUUUCUUUUUUCUUUCUCCGUUUUUCUUUUUUGUUCUUUUUUUAACUGCUCAAUUCAGUCCUGUUUGUGUAUCAUAUUUUGUGUUUUGGACUCCCUUUCCUACUCAAAUCCACCCACCCCACCCACUUUACUUCUGUCUUUCAAACUAGAGGGAAUGGUAGCUCAUUCAGCUUUGUCACAUGGGGCACUGUUUGGUUUAAGAGCAAGGGGAAACUUAGAAGUGGCUGAGGGGCGACAUUCACCUGAAAAGCUGAUGGUCUGCCUGUCUGUCUGUCCUGUAUAAAUUUGAAACCAGCAAAGACAGCAGACUUGUCAGUCUCAGACCUCCAUCAUUGGCUUGUGCUUGUUUUCCCCUAUAAUCUGGGCAGCCAGCGUAGUUUCUCAGUCUUUCUAGGAUACACUCAGUUGAGUCGGAUGUCGUUGCUGGUAGUUAAGCGUCCCUGGAGGUGGAUGUAGCGCAUCUCGUAUGAGGUAAGAUUUCCUGCUGUCAUUCUGUGGUGCUGAGGCCUUUUGUGUGGUCACGGCCUCCCGUGGUGCUACAAGAUAGUCUACACCUCUGACCCCGGCCCUGGCGCAUUAGCUACCAAACCCAGAGAUGCCUCAAGAACCAGACGUCCAAGAACUACAUUAGCCUGAUUUCACAUGGGCGUAAUGUAGUGACUAAUUUGUCAAGGACGGAUGUGGUGAGAAACUGAGAGCAGCUACCAUCCUGUUUGCAGACUGUUUCACCCCAGCUUGUAUAGUUGUUAGGCUAGUCUUGUGCUUAGGAGCUCAUGUGGCCCAUGUACCACCAAUUUUUGGUCAAGGGGCAAGGGAUUUAGGCUGAUGGGCAAAGCGAUGAGGGGCUUUCACAAAAUCUUUUCUUUGUCUUGAUUGCUUUUAGGCAGAGAGAGCGAGUAAUGGCUAAUACACAGGAGUAAAACCAGCAUUCCUCUCACUGUCUGGAGUUGCCACUCAACUCCACACAUGCAAGCUUACACACACAGACACACACAUACACAGAAAAACACAAACGCAUAACACAGGUAAUUUGCAGGCAGAUCUGUAGCACUGUCUCCGAGGCCAGUAGUGACUUUCCCCAGCCAUAAAUUCCAUACACAAAAGCAGUGGUUUUUUUCACAAGUGUUUGUACAGAAUAGAAAUCUAGACUCAGUCUUUACAUGAUUGUAUAUGAACCACAAAAGACCUGUUUUCUGGCGUUUUUUGUACUAAGAGUAAAUUAUGAUCAGAUUUGAAAAAAAAAAGAUUGUAUUGUAAACUAUGGCUAAAUUUUUAUCCAGUUAAUGUUAAGAUGAAUUGAUAUUACCAGCUUGUACAAAAGACGUAAGAAGAGGUUGUUCAAGGCGUUCGCUGUCACUACUUUGCACUCCCUAGAGAUUAACUGUAAUUAAUGUAUCAGUAUUAUUUUUUUUUCCUCCCCCCUCUCUCUGCUGUUGAUUUAAUUUGCCGGCAUAUUGCUGUGAUUGUAAAUAGACACUGAGUAAACUCUGCCUGUUGCUUCUUGCCCAUUAACAAAGCCAUUGAUCCACACUGCUGCCAUCAGUUCAGACAAAAGGACACGCAAGGAUGAGUCGCAGCCCACCAGUGACUCCACAUCUGUUCAUCUAUAGAUCUCACACGCUCUCCCACUAGUGACAUGUGACUGGUACAACCUAUAUAAAUCCCACAUGUACAACAAAACAUCGUGCCUCACUGUAGCAGUUGUCGUUGUCUUGCACUAUAUACAUAUGUUGAACGCCUGAACAACCUUUUCUCCUUUUAUUUUUAAAUACUGUUGAGACAUUUGUGAAGAUUUUAUGUCCUUUUAUUGGUUUUUGUUAAUGUUGAUUUCCUUUUUUAUGAGCUGUGACAAUGUUAUGAUGAUGUGUAUAUCCUUCCUAUUCAUUGAGCUCUCUAGUAAUCAGGUAUGCUUUCUCCACCGACCCUUUCUCCUCUCCUUAAGGAACAUGAGUAGGAUGUCUUAUCGUUAUUAAAUCCCCACACUCGGAUUGUUUUGCUCCCUCUUUGUACCUUAGCACAGCCCCAUGCCCAGACCCCCAAAAUACAUAGUCCAUAGCUCCUUCUCUGGCCAUGAAUUUUAAACCCCUUUAACCCUGUCCAUCACGUGUCCCAUAACCCUAUACCGCCCCCCACCCCCCACCCACUUUCAACCGCCCAACCUCAGACCUUCCCUGCCCACUAUAUUACUCAAGCUGUGUCUUUUAACCCCCCCCCUUUGCUCAACCACUUUGUAUAGUUCUCUUACCCUCAUCACUGCAGCUAUAGUGCCAUCUGUGGACCCCCUACCUCUGUAUUGGAAAAGGUGGAAGGCCCACUUUGAUCUUGCUUCUGGAUGAACGGGGAGGGAGGGGCAGCGGGCUCAGCUGUUACUCUGAAAAGCCGGGCGAUCGCGUUGCUAUGAAUCAAAUUUGUUACAUCCAAAACAAACAAGUGAAAUCUGUCGCUGGUGAGACGCUUUUUUUCAACAGCCACGCUUUCACAUGGAUACAACGGAUGAUGAGCACUUAGUAGAUUCAGAUGCAGCUCCCCUCACCCCCCGUUUCAUCGCGUUAGCGAAUAAAGAUCUCAUUACUUUAAUGGAUAUGUUGAAAUGACAUUUUUAAAGCAAGAGGGAAGCAAGUAAAUAGGAAGUACAAGUUUAGUCCUCAGAUCAAGGUCUCUUGUCCCAUUUAUUUUCCCCCUACAUGUUUGUUUUUUAACUUUUGUUUUCCAGUGGAAACCAAUGUGUCCAGUUUGAUUUCUUUUUUUCCUGAAUGGCAUUAGUAUUGUAGUAGAUUUAAAGGCUAGCUUUUUUUGUAAAGUGUGAAUAAAAGAUGUAUCUCAUGUUUCCUUUCUAAAAAGAUAUUGAAUUGUGUUGUUGUGUAAAUCAUGAAUUCUAUGAUGGUGUUUUGUUGCUACAUUGUUUUUACUUUUACUCGGUAUGUUUUUCCCCAUAUACUCUUAUUCCCAUCACAAACCAAAUCCUCUGUAGAAAUCAUGAGACGUUGUCUUGAUGGGUUGAUUUAGAGGGCUUGAAUGUUCCUGGUGAUGCCUCGUAGAAUGAAGGAUUGAGUGCUUAUCAGAGGGAGAAGUACCUACGUCAUUGGUAUCAGUAAAAACUUUCAGAACAGGGAUAUUCAUUCGUUUUUUAUUUUUUUUUUUACUUUUCAGCUUUAUUUUGGAUGUUGCAUGGCACUAGCUGGAGAGUGCUAGUGCCUGUAGAUUAGGGCAGCAGAGCUGUCUUACUAGUGGCUGCAGUUCAGUACUAGAGAACACUGUUCUGACCGGUGUAAAAACUUGUUUGUAAGACUAAGCUAAUGACCUGCCGCUGGUCGCUAGACUAGUGCUGUGAUGAUUUUGAGUACUACUAGUCCAUCUCACUCUGUUCUUGUGCAUCACAGUGGUUAAAUCUGUUCCACUAGCUAGCUACUAUUGAUAGUCACUGAUUUGACUCUUAAAUCUUUUCCAUUGUUGACCCCCCCCAUCACUCUCUUGUUAAACCACAGAUUAUGGCUUCUGAGUGAGAAUCUGGCAAAUCGCAGAGCUGAGUUAUGUCACCCUGUAAGCUUCAGCGAGCGAUUGCGUUGUUGGCUUUGUACCACUGUUGCAUUGUGUUUCAUAGUUGGCUUGUUAGGCGUAGAGUGAUUUCCCAGGCUGCAUCUCUUUUUUUGUAAUGGUGCACACCAAAGCUGCUUGUAGUUCAGUUCUCUGUUGUAGAGCGAGUUCUUUCACCAACCAGUCACUUUAAAAAAAUAAAUAAAAAUCUGAAAUCAUAGUCUUCAUGAAAUGUUAGGGCUGUAAGGAAAGCAAGGUACUUUUGUCCUUUUCCUUGAAUCACAUGAACAUGUUGCAUCCAUAUUCAUACUUGUGUCACUUUUGUUGGAGUUUGGUUUCUCAAAUUAUUUUAAAUGCACCCUGUUCCAAAAAAACAACAAAAAAACUUGGCAAUAAUACCCAAACAUUCAGACACAUUCAGAAUGGGUUUUUAAAUAUGUUAUCUGGAAAAAUGUAGCUAUUUCAUCUUUCAAACUGUGGUCGUCUUAUUUUUUCCUUUUGAACUCUCCAUCUUUAACCCUCCUAGACUGUUUUGUUACCUGAACACCUCUUUGUGAACACCUCUUUGUUUACCCCUGCCCAUCCUUUUCUCAUCCAUCUUGUAUAUUUGCUCAUCUCCUUCUCCCUGACGAUCUAGUGGUAGUUGUUCAAUGAUCAGGAUUGUCUAUCUGUAGUCAGCUGAGUACAUAUAUUGAUCUGUGUCACUGUGUUUAUGCACUGGACCAACUAUUGUUUACCAUUCAUGAAAUACCAGCAAAAAAAAAAAAGAAUAAUGGCAAAAACACUUGCACAAUGUUGUAGAAUGUCCAUUAACCCAGAUGAGAAAUCAAGGCAGCUGUUUUCAAAUCAACACAUACUGUUUUAAAAAGAAACUGAAUGGUAAACAAUGCUUUCUGUUGUACCCCUUAGCCGUCCUCUCGAUUCUCUUUGGACUAGUUUUGUUCUUUUAUUUUUUCCGUUUGACUACAGGUUCUGCUUGUUUCCUUUACACCUACCUAUGUAUUUUCCUACUUCUGGUUGAAAAUAAAUUCUAUAUUAUCUGUU